Molecule: messenger RNA, 690 nt
Organism: Tetrahymena thermophila SB210
Lineage: Eukaryota; Ciliophora; Oligohymenophorea; Hymenostomatida; Tetrahymenidae
Exons: 4
Source: RefSeq, a predicted model, not a curated record
AUGUAGCUAAUAAUAUCAAUUUAUCUAACAUAAUCAUUCAAGUUUUAAGAUGUGCAGUAGAUGUUUAAUAGUAAAUAUAAAACGUAAAGGAAAAACCAUGAAAAGUACUAAACUAUAAAGUAAGCAUUAGUUAACUUAGAUUAAAAUGGCAUAUAAUACACCACUAUUGAUAGCUGGCUUAAAGAUACUAAUAUUGAUAUUAUACAUAUAGUCAGCCAUUCUUAACUUAGCUAGAUAAAAUAUGUAGGAAUGAUAAAUGACUCAAAUAACAAAAUUAUUAGAAUGAAAUUCCUAGUUAUUGUAAGCUCUUCCUUUGUUUCAUUCUAUAAUUUCUAUUUCACAAUUUAAAAAAAUUAUUAUUCUUGCAAUGAAGCUCUAUUUAGAAAAAUGUAAAAUCCGUAAAAUAUUCCUAAAGAUAUUCCAAGCAUAAUGAUGACUAAAGGAAUUUCAAAUAGAUAUAAAAGAGAACAAAAAAAAAUAGGCAUAUUAAGAAUAUAGUCAAGGCUUAUCCACAAAUAUUUCUGGAAUCUAUAAAUUCCAAAAAAAAAUUCAACUGCUUAAAUGACUGAGAAGCUGAGCUUCUAAGAAGUUAAUCCACUCUGUGAAAUUCCGAAGCUUGAGCUUGAAAGCACAUUUUAAGUAGCACUUAAGCCAAUAGAACUAAAAGAAGAUAUUUCUGAUACUUUUUGA